UUUUGAACGGAAAAAUAUAUUUGAACACACUGACGGUGCAUGGGCAAUUAUUUCGUUGAAAAAAUAUUCCGUUAGAAACUUUUGGACUCAUUUAAACGCUUGCAUUUGAAUUAGCCAAUCAGAUUUCGCGCACUGUAUGGCGGCCAUUUGUAUAUCAGCUGUACAAAGAAUUUAAUUAAAUGAGAGGAUUUAAUCAUGACUUUUCGGUUGUGACAGUUCAAUUAUUUUGUUUAAAGGUAUUUAUUUUUUAGUUUUGUUCAUAAAUAGGUCAAAAUUAAUGUAAAUACACGCUGUUUUAAUUGUUUAAAUUCAUUAGAUCUAAAUCGAUGUCUAAUGUCAAUUUUUUUGCUACACGAUUUUGCAAAGAUCUGUUAAGACCUAACGUAACAUGGAAAAUGAAAAAUGUAAAAUAUCAGAUUAAUGAAUGAUAAAUAUGAAAUAGGUUACGUAUAGGUCUUAUAAUUAGGACUACUAUUAUACAUGUUACACUGAAGUGUAUCCUGUUUAAACUUCCUUGGACGAUUUAGUUACAUUUUAGUAAACAGUAAGGUACAAACUGUGUAAAAUAAAUAGUUUCGCCAUGGGGUUUAUGUUAGAAACAUAUUAUCUUCUUCUAUGGAUUUUAAUUGAUGCAGAUGCUACAUUUAUAACGGAAUAUAAGACAACAUGGAAUACAGCUAUAGACAACUGUACAAUGGAAACUCCUACAAUUAUGUUUGAGGGCAAAGAGGCUGAUUUACCCGUUAAGUAUGAUUUGGCGGGAAAAGAUGAUGUUUGGGUAGGAUACUAUUUAGGAACAGCACCAUUCCUUUACAUUGGUUGUUUGCAUGUGGAAGGUAUGAGUGUAAAAGCAGAAUUUGAUCACAACACUCCAGGCCUGUGUUAUUCCGCUUGCAAGAAGAAAGGCUUGGUAGGCAUUAGCCAAACAAAAUGCUUCUGUUUGAAUGAUGCUGAUCAAUCAGAGAUUCUCAACAAAGAAUGUGACAAAGGAUGUAAGGAUCAAAAACAUAUUGCUUGUGGUGGUGAUAACUAUAUGUCAAUUUACAGAAUCGAAUCAGCCGCACAGGUCUACAAUGGAGAAAAGGAUUGUUUACUCUUUGAAACAAACAGUGGCGGACCGAAUCCACAGUGGGCGGACUGCACGAAACCUCAAAGAAUCAUGUGUACAUUAAACAAUGGCACAGUUCAAAACGCGCUUGAUAAUAACGGUGACAUUCAAUACAACAGUUGGAAAGAAUCAAUGCAGAUUUGUUUCGAUCUUCAAAGGGCUCCUGCAUCUCUAGAAGGCCUGAGAGGAUUAAACAUAAUUACACCAUCGUGGACAGGAUUGAUAAAAAGUGAUGUAAUAUAUAGCUACGAUGAAGCAGUAACUUCAAGCGUAUAUAAAAAGUGUGGAUACCUUGACAAGAAAAAGGGUGAAACCGUCUUAAAAUUUGAAGACAAUGACAAAGAAAAAAGGAUUCUUUGUAAAAAAGGAAAAGAUAUCAACAAAACUAUAGCAGAUAGCAGUGGCUCAGAUGUCGGACUAGUUGUGGGAAUGUCAUUGUUAGUGGUUUUAGUUAUAGUAGCGAUCGUCAUAGGAAUUUUUGUUUUAAACAAAAGAGGAAAACUUCAAGGUAUUUGUUAUAGCAUUUCAACGCCCAAAACAACAGUUCAAACGCAAAAUGUAUCUGUGGUUCCAGACACGGCCUACGAAGCUCCUUCUGAUUCUCCUUACAAUGAAAUCGAUGACACAGCUUUGCAAAGGAGCACGGAUACACCAGAUGAUUUCGAUAAAGACAACGGAAAUUAUGCGCACACUUAUUUCGUUUUGGAAGGCCAGGAAUGGGAUCGUCAAAAAGAAAAUGGCAUUGCAAUGUCCAGACCUGGAGAGUCUGGCAACGAGUACAACACCUUGUGUUCUAAUUUAAAGCACGGAAAUAACACUAAACAUACAUAUGACACGACAGAGAAAGCAGUUAAAAGACUGAAAGAUCAACAUGAUAAAAGCAUUGAUGAUAUAAGAUGUAACAUGUUUGACGACGUGGAGGAAGAUGAUUACAACCACACAAGUGGUGAAGCACUGAAGAACAAAAGAACAGAUCAUGUCUACGGCAUACAAACUGGUGGUGAAAAUGAGUAUGGAGGUGUCAGUACAAAUAAUGAAAAUGAUCUUCUGGGAGAAAUGGACACCUAUAAUCAUAUACAAGCUUAAUAUUCGCAUUUUAAUGGAAUUUUAUGAGUUAAUUAAUGUAUUCAAAACCUUUUCUUUUUUUUUAAUUUUCAAGUCUGGUACAAUCAUUGUAUACGCUUGUAGUAUAUGAAAAAUGUUACCAUUCAAACGGUUUUAGUUUUGAAAUAGCUUUGCAAAAUCUAUAUUACUGUUCAAUUUCUAUAAUGAAAUGCCAUUUAGAAUACCAUAUGUUCAUUUUAAGAAAGAAAUAAAGUGUAUUGAAUAACC
Molecule: messenger RNA, 2440 nt
Organism: Ruditapes philippinarum (Manila clam)
Lineage: Eukaryota; Metazoa; Mollusca; Bivalvia; Venerida; Veneridae
Exons: 10
Coding region: 581-2194 (537 amino acids)
Source: RefSeq, a predicted model, not a curated record